Brassica rapa (field mustard) is the source of this 4302-nucleotide messenger RNA. RefSeq names its product transcriptional corepressor LEUNIG_HOMOLOG-like. NCBI's taxonomy places the organism in Eukaryota, Viridiplantae, Streptophyta, Magnoliopsida, Brassicales, Brassicaceae. The record is from RefSeq and is a predicted model, not a curated record. Gene Ontology annotation, molecular function: transcription corepressor activity; protein binding.
GGUUUAGUUUAGUUUCUCUCUAUAUUCUCUAUUCAUUUUUAUGAUUGACAAAUUUUGCAUGGGUAGUGUAAUUAUUUUAAGAUUGUUAACGAAUGUAAUUGAAUCUGGAUUAAUGUCAAUAAACUUAUAUGCAUUCAGAAUAGAGAUAACCAUGAGGAAAACCGGCAUUGAACUAACCGGUGUUCAACUUGUAAUAAAGCAAAGAUAAUAUAAUUGGUUGAGUAUACCACAAUAAUAUUAAAUGAUGUCUAUCUGUCAUUGGACAAUUUAUUUAUGUCUGCCAACUGCCCAGUUGAUCUCUGAUCUCAUCCAACAAAAACAAGAAAAUGAAAAGAAUUGAUAAUCUAUACGAUAUAUAAAUAUGCAUACAGAGUGAAUUGUAUGCAUCAGUUUCCGAUGAAAAAUGAAUGAAAUACUCUGGAAUGUUGGGAGCAAAAGAACCUGAAAUUGAAGGAUAUAUACAUUGUUGUUUAAUUCAUGUUCAUAGCAAUCAUCAGUUAGAUUUUCUUUAUAAAUAAAAUAAGUGCCAUUUCUUGACUUAUAGUCCAGCAUGUUUUUAUACUGAGAAAAAUUAAUUUACUACAUGAAUAAACUGUGCGUUCAUAAAAAACAAAUUUUGACAAAUCGUUACACCAAAAAAAAAAAAAAUUUGACAAAUCGUGGCUGAUUUAUUUCCCUUUUAUAAUUCCCCUCAAUAAUUGAAGGAUCUUUUUGCAUGAUUCAAACGCUAAAUGUGUUCUCAUUUACUGAAAAAGAAGCGAUCUCAUUUAUUGUGUCAGUACCAAACACAGUAUUAACUUUUCAAUUUACAAACCAACACAUAAAGAAAAACAGUACGUACGUACAUGCACCAUUUACUAAGUUUUUCGUUUGUUAUAUGCACCAUUUACCAACUUACUUUUAGAAGACAAAUUUUCAUGUCGGCUUGGUCAGUUAUAUUAUAGAUUACUCAUAUACAGUAAAUUCAAGUUAUUUCUAAAUGACUAGGUUAAUAUAAUGAUAUUUUUGAAUUGAUUUGCAUUGAGAAUAGGCAGUUAUUAUAGAUAACGUAUCCUAUCGCAAAAUACAAAAUAUUUAACUUGUAUUUCGAGCCAUUUUUCAUGCUGAACAUCUAAAUAAGCUUCUAACUGGGAGAUAAAAGAUGGUAAGACAAUUUGACUUCGGGUAAUGCAUACUAAUGUGCAUUAUUGAGUGUAUGAGACCAUCUAUAUUUUGUUAAAUCGUACGUUCCGAUCUCAUACAAGACUCUUAACUAGAAACCAUCUACAACUUAGACACAUGUACCUUGAUCCUUAACUGAUCUAAUAAAAGAUGACCCAAGAGGAGGUAAUAAAAUUAUUUGAAGUAUGUUGCUACUUGUCUUUCCUUCAUGAAAAACAUAACAAACUGAUCAAGAAAGUCUUUGACAUCAGAGUCUUUAAGAGCUUCUCCAGCUAUAGUUUCUUGAUAGGAAUAUAACCAGAUCCAAAAAGUAGGAAAGAGAGACAUAUGUAGUUUCUUGUCGGAUUGUCAAGUUUUGGUUCUUGGUUAUUGUGGAAGGUCAAAAGGCGGCAACGGUAGAUAUAAGUUGAGAAGACUUCGUGUUUUGGGUUCUAGAAGCAGAUUAUAUCAUCUGCCUGGCCGAGGGCAACAUCAAUAUAUCCAAAUCAUUGUGUUUUGCUUUGUUGAAAAGUUUAUUGCGUUGAAUGGUCGUAUGUUUUUGUGUAAAUGGUUUUCAGUUGCUGUGUUUUUGGUUUUAGAUUCUAGUUCUUGUGCCUUGUUUGUGAUCCGUAAGUUGCCCCAAUAUUGGAUUUACUUGCCUUCUUGUGGGCUCUUGUUUAUGAGGAUUCUUUGUUAUCCACCAGUUUAUUUGUAUUUAAUGAAUAAUUAUCAUAUGGAAACAAAAAAACAUACCUGCUGGUUGAUGCGCUAAUAACUAAAACGACGGGUCCACGUGGUUAAUAACAUAAUAACAGAAACCAAUAUUAAGCCCAUUAAGGAUCUUACAACUCCAAGCAUGGAGGCCCAUUAAUAAACCUCUGAAACAUCUCCAAAAAUUAUUCAAAACCUCUUUUCAUCUGAUCUCUCUCCCUCUCUCAGGUGAAAACAGUUCACUGGAAUCUCUCCACACCCUAAGAUUCUCAAUCUCGUUUCUUUUCUCUCAAGUAAACUGUUAUCCUUCAAAUUAUCAAUUAGAUUACUUCUAUGUUCAUGUUGGCGUUAAACCCCGAUUCUCAUUUUAAUUUUUCUUUGUAUAUGCUUGAUCUCUAAAGCUACCGACUUUUAAGAAGAAGAUCGAAUUAGGGUUCGGAAUUGUUUAGGCGGUUGGUUUCUUUACCGUCAAACAAUCGAAACUCUGAAGUCAAUUCAAGAUUUGACUAGCUUAUCUUAGGGCUGAAGCUAUCAUGGCGCAGAGUAAUUGGGAAGCUGAUAAGAUGCUUGACACUUACAUAUAUGAUCAUCUGGUAAAGAAGAAACUGCAUAACAUUGCUAAGUCUUUUGUGACUGAAGGCAAAGUCUCUCCUGAUCCUGUUGCAAUUGAUGCUCCUGGUGGGUUUCUGUUUGAGUGGUGGUCUGUGUUCUGGGAGAUGUUCUAUGCUAGGACGAAGGAGAAGCAUGAUGAGUCUGUUGUUGAGUAUGGGCUUAACGUUUACAUCUUUGAUUAUCUGGUGAAGAAGAAACUGCAUUACACUGCUAAGUUGUUCAUGACUGAAGUGAAAGUCUCUCCGGAUAAUGUUGCAAUUGAUGAUCCUCGUGGGUUUCUUUCUGAGUGGUGGUCUUUGUUCUGGGACGUCUACAUUGCUAAAACGAAUGAGAAGCAUUAUGAGUCUACUGCAGAGGCGCAACAAGGUAAACCGAAGGAGCAAAUGAAGCAACCCAAUCCAAUUAACACUGAGACAUCCCAAACCCAUAUGGAUGCAGGGACAAUCCAUCAUGGUCAGAUGGUCCAAGGGAAUAAUCAAGGAGGUGUUUCGGCAGCACUUCAGUCACGCACUCAGCAGACCCCUCUUAUCAACAUGCCGCCUGUACAGCACUCUUCGUCUCAGCAACAAGAUCCCUUACUAUCACAGCAAUCACAACAGAACAACAGUACAGGGUCAGGAAACAUGGUCGGCUCAUCCAACUCACAGCUGUCAACUCCUUCAACGCAUACCCCUGUCGAAGGAGAUGCUAUGACUGGUAACAUGCCAAAAGGGCCAAUGAUGUAUGGUUCUGAUGCAAUAGGUGGUCUUGCAUCAUCAGCAAACCAACUGUGGCAACAAGGUAAAGCGGAGGAGGAGCAAAUUCAAAUGAAGCAACUCAAUCCAGUGAACACUGAGACAUCAGGAACAAACAAUCAUGGUGAGAUGGUCCAAAGGAAUGAUCAAGGAGGAGAUGUAUCGGCAGCAAUACUGAAGCAACUUAAGUCACAAACUCAGCAGACCCCUGUAAUUACCUUACUUGAUAGAAUCUUCUUCUCUGUUUUAGUAACCUUUCUGCAUUGUACUAAACACAUGGGGCUAAAGUUGGAAGCUGGAGAAGGAGAAUCACGUAAGCGAUGCAAAUGCAAAAAGUCCAAGUGUUUGCAACUUUUAUGUGAAUGCUUUUCUACUGGAGUCUAUUGUACUACAGAGCCGCCAUGCUCAUGUACAGAUUGCUUCAACAAACCUAUUCAUGAAGAUACCGUCUUGGCUCCUGCUCGCAAAAAGUAUGAGUCUCGGAACCCAUUUGGAUUUGCUCCUAGAGUCAUCAGGAGCUCCCAUUCAGUUAUGAAAACCAGAGUAAGAUAUCAUACACACAUCUCUGCUUCAUUCUUGUCUGAAAGGAUAACAAGUUGUAAUGACACGCAGGAAGAGGAGGAUGCAAGAAAAAGUCCAGCUUCUGCUCGCCGUAAAAGUGGCUGCAACUGCAAGAAAUCAAACUGUCAGAAAUACUGUCAAUGCUUUAAGGUUUUUCUAUUGUUCUUUCUUCUAAUAAAAUCUAUUUUGAUUUAACUUUACUCUAAUUUGGUAUAUGAUGGUUUUUUUUUGAAAGGUGGUGUGGGCUGUACCGUAAACUGUAAAUGUGAAGGGUGUGAGAACAGAUUCGGCGUCAAAGCUUCAGUUUCCAAACCAACAAAUAAAGAUUAAACAGUUAGGCAAAAGGUUAUGUGUACAUGCAUCUUUACGCUUAGAAAACAAAGUUCAAUGUAGUCAUAUAAAUUCAAACGGUACAUUGCUAGAUGACUAGGUUUAUACUUUGUGAAAUUUUGGAUUGUUUUGCAUUGAGAAAAAAUGCAAUUGUUUUUGUUAUAUAAAACGUACAGAAUACAUAGACUUUUACCAUUUCAAUUGGUUUCACUAA